CUGACCUGCCCUUCUUAUCGGCCUCUUAAUUUGAGCAACCUGAUCCGACCCCUCCUUCUCUUGUACUGUACCCCGCUCACGCGACAGCUAUCCAGUCUAGUCCAGUCCAAGAGAGCAAUUGGAUCUUUUGCAGACCUGGACCUGGACCUGACUGGCCUGAAUCAGGGCAAGGCGGAGGUGACCGCUGCCGCUAGUUGAAGGUCAACCUUCUUCUGACUUUGUUUUUAUAUAUCUCAACUACAUGUUCAUUUUGUGUUUGCUGGGUGAAUUUCAUUCCUCAAGAAAACUUCAAGCUAGCAGGUACAUACUUCAACUUCAACUUCAACACCUACCUCUAAGACAUCUCAGCUGCACCUCAACCUGAACUCAGUUACAACACAGCCCACCCUUGACAAGAGCAUGUGCAAAGCUUGAUUGCAGUUCCACACUAUACUACACAUCAAGCGGCAUUCUCUCACUGGGGACGUCAAGCAAACACUUUACUUCAUUACCAAUUGAGUACUUAGUCACUCAAAUCAGAUAGCCAUCUGCACACUCAAUCCCACCAUGUCGUCCGCACCCAAAGACACGCCGCAGCAGAGCGUAGGUCCAGAAUACCGACCAGAGAAACAAAAGCCCGUCGCCACAGUCUCAAAAGCUGUCCCAUUUGAGAAUGUGCACACCCUAUCACAAACACCGCAGCUCAUUGCUCUCUUGACAAUGAUCCGCUCCAAAACCACCGACCGCGCCGACUUCAUCUUCUACUCCAACCGGAUCAUCCGCCUCCUGGUGGAAGAAGGCCUCAACCACCUCCCGGUAGUAGAGCACACCAUCACCACGCCCGUCGGCCGCACCUACGCGGGUGUUCAAUUCCAAGGCAAGAUCUGUGGCGUGUCGAUCAUGCGUGCGGGCGAGGCGAUGGAGGAGGGGCUGAGGAAUUGCUGCCGCUCUGUACGGAUUGGGAAGAUCCUGAUUCAGAGGGACGAGGAGACGUGUAAGCCGAAGCUGUUUUAUGAUAAGUUGCCGGAGGAUAUUAGCGAUAGGUGGGUGUUGUUGUUGGAUCCUAUGUUUGCUACUGGUGGUUCUGCAACUAUGGCCGUGGACGUACUCAUCUCCCGCGGCGUCCCAGAAGAGCGAAUCCUCUUUUUGAACUUAAUCGCCAGCCCGGAAGGAAUCGAGAUCUUCGCUAAGAAGUUCCCUAAACUGAGAGUGAUUACGGCGUUCAUUGAUCAGGGAUUGGAUGAGAAGAAGUAUGUAUUUCCCUUCAGGUAAUAAGUGGAAAGUAGUGCUGAUAACUAUCUAGCUAUAUCGUGCCUGGACUUGGUGAUUUUGGUGAUAGAUUCUACACUAUGUAGAGAUCUGGGUCGGGAUGGAGAGGGACUAUGAAGUAUGAAAUAUGAAAUAUAGGCAUAGCCUCUCUUGUAAGGCGCUUGAUAGUAGUAUAGCUACGUACGGCAAGAAAACGACGAAAUCAUUAAGA
Molecule: messenger RNA, 1459 nt
Organism: Cadophora gregata
Lineage: Eukaryota; Fungi; Ascomycota; Leotiomycetes; Helotiales; Ploettnerulaceae
Gene: FUR1
Product: Uracil phosphoribosyltransferase, synthesizes UMP from uracil
Exons: 3
Coding region: 547-1251 (234 amino acids)
Source: RefSeq, a predicted model, not a curated record